This is a messenger RNA of Babjeviella inositovora NRRL Y-12698, 1802 nucleotides long. RefSeq lists its product as uncharacterized. The record is from RefSeq and is a predicted model, not a curated record. Lineage: Eukaryota; Fungi; Ascomycota; Pichiomycetes; Serinales. The transcript has a single exon. Bases 316 to 1656 code for a protein of 446 amino acids.
CCUGCACGCUGGUUCGUAUCCUAAUCGGGAGUCUGGAAGCGGCAAUCAUGCACAUAGAUAACGCAUACAUGAGGUCACCAUUCAAUUACGUACGGCUCCGAUUAAGGGAUGCAAGCGAUACGCCACAUAUAACAUGGUCAACCCUUGUGUGGGAAAGUUUUUCAGAUAUCUAGGUUCCUCAACAGCCGGGAAUGUCUUGCUAUAGAUAGCGACCCUUCUGACGUAUAUAACCGGACACACUUGCAAGCAAUAAGAGCCUGCGCGUGCAUCUCUCUUACAGUCCCAGGACUUCUACCUCCCCAAAUCGCCACACCCAUGACAAUACCGACCGCACUUAUCUGUGCGAUUAACACAACGGGUCUAAUGAUCCCGCUUUCUCGGCGCUUUACUGUUUCUUCUCCGCCAGCUUCAGAUGAGAAUGCACUAAUCGAUGAAAAUACACAUCUCAUCCAAUCUCGCCGGGUAUAUAAACGGCUCGAACGAGAACUCUAUUUGCGAGACAACCCACCCAGAUAUGCAUCCCGCCUUUUUGAUGAGCUAUCACGCUUCUAUGACCAAGGAAUGGUACCUCUAAUUUUGGAGGCACUCUCCGCGACGUUUUACCUACUGUUUUAUUCGCUCGAGCUCUUUGAUGCCACCAGCCUUGGCUCUCCCGGAAAGCUCCUCGGUGGUCCUUCGUUUGGGCUUGCAUUUGUGUUUGUAUAUUACGUUUUUCUAACGUUUCUACACUCUUGGAACAUACGUUGGCCUUUCAAAGUGGCAGAGCUCGCCCAUACGUCAAGUAUGCCGUGUAUUACCAACUCUCAGUCUGCCCAGCGCUAUCAGAUAUUGCAAGGGGAGGAGUCCUUCCCCAGCUCACCCACUUUAGCUAUUUCCGUCGAUGGCAAAUCGAAGAAUGCGAAAUUUACUGUCGUGGACUGUAGGGACGACAUCAUACCGGUUGUGUCCUCAAUUACAGACACUGUCACCCAAGUUAUCGAGAUUCCCCACAAAGGCCCAUACGAUCCGUAUCUGUGCAACAAGCAAAACGUGGUUACUGUUUCGGAGCUUCUUGAAGAGGGGCUUGACCUGACCGUCUCACAAGAACGGACACAGCGCUGUAACUCAUUUGGCAGACAUUCAGUGACGAUUGGUCCCGUAUUGGCCACUUUGUUAACGUUUAGCCCAGUCAAAGGUCAUGCGCUUCCAGUUUACGACUACAUGACUGCUUUUGUGGAAAGGGAUACGGUCCCUAAGGCUGAGCUGGCUAUUUCCAGCGACCUUUCUCGAGUGGUAUUGUUGGAAAUUGGAUUGUUUUUGUUGCUCCUAUCGAAGGUAAGCACUCUAUUUUCAUCAUGUGUCAGAUACACCAAGAAAGAGCGGCGCACAGACGUGCAAGGAGAUAUUGCAGAUACCUGGGAGUAUGGUGAGCCUUCUCGUAACCUUACCCAUCCCUUUGUUUCUGGAUUUGGGAAUAUCUAUGUUGCUGAGGGGCUUUAUUUCGUCACCAUGAUCGGUUUGGCGAUUUCCGGUUACCCCGCAUUCCCUGGUAUUUUGGGUGGAAAUAGUAACCCUCAAAACGGUUAUAAAACUGCCAAUAUAGCAUGUUUUUCGGCUCUCGCGGCUAUGAAUUUGGGGAGCUGUUACUUGGAUUUUUGUGGAGCAGAAAUUAAAUAGACGAAGGAAUUGACAAAAGUGGACGGGGUGUGAGCGUGUUUUAUUAAUGGCUGUUCAGUAACCUUUAACAUGCUUGGGACAUCAGAAGAUUGUAUCCGGAAAGAAAAGCGAGAAUCUUUUACAUGUGUUUCCUUUUUAUCAGUACU